AUGACCGUUCGCGAGUGGUUUGCGGGCCAGGAGGUCCUCCUGACAGGAGUUACAAGUGACAUAGGAAACGCGGUGCUUGAAAAACUGCUGAGAUCUUGUCCGGACAUAAAAGCUAUCAGCGUGAUUCUAAGGUCGAAGAAUCUUCGGAGUAGCGAAGACCGGAUAAAAGAUUUGCUCUCAUCACGCGGGUUCGAAAGAGUGAAACAAGAAUGUCCGGGAGCGAUUUCGCGGGUUCGGAUCUUCGAGGGAAAUCUGGUGUACGAAAAUUUGGGCCUUGACGACGAUCAACUGGCGCGUCUCCGAGGCUUGAACGUCGUGAUCCACGCGGGCGGUCCGCACGAAGAGCUUCUCGACUUUUGCUGCAAUUUGCCAGCCCUAAAAUCGGCGGCCGUCGCGACGAGCAUCUUCGGGAAUAGAGGACGGAUCACCGAGUCGGUUCUUAAUUCAAAACUCCCGGGGAUCCCGUUGGUCAUGAUCCGAUUUCCGGCCAUCGGACCGGCGGCGAAAGAACCGAUUCCUGGUUACACGAGCGUCCUGAAGGGGGCGACGGUUCUCAUGAUCGGCGCCGGAUACGCUCUCGGAAAUCCCGAUUCUCCCGCGGCGAUACUUCCGGUCGAUAUCGCGGCCAACACCCUCAUCGCCUCGGCAUGGGACAAAGGGACGAGAAGCUACGAGCGAGCGGCGACAGUCUUCAGCGUUCCAGCCCUCGGCUGCACUUGGAGAACCCUUAUCGAGAACGGGUGCAGGGCGAGUACAGAAUUCCCUUUUCCGUCCUUCGGCAUUCGAGGGAUGACGUCAAGGCCACGGAUGCAUUUUCUGGUCGUCCUGCUGCUCGAAUGGCUGCCCUCGUUCCUUUGCGACACGUUUUUGGUUGCGGUCGGGGGUAAACCGAGAAUGGUUAAGGAAUAUCAGCACAUGCGUUCAAUGCUAGAGACACUGGAGCCAGUCUUGUCAAAGUCUUGGACUAGCGACCAAAGAAAAAUCCGAGCGUUGAAUGAUCGAAUGACGGCGAUGGAUCGAGAGGAUUUUUACGUCCAGACAGACAUUGAUCUUGAAUCGUACGUCUUGUGCUCAAGCGCGAUGGCAACAAAGCUCUGCAUGAACAAGGCUAACCUGACGUUGAUAAGAAAUUUCAAGAUAGCCGCAAUGCUGGGACUGGCUGCUGUGCUAUACAUCCUCCUGUUCCUCUGAUAGUAACUGCGUCAAUGUCGACGCCACGGUCAGAUAAAAGCGUUAAUCCAAAGCCAGUGGCUGCCGGACGUCACUUGAAAAUUUUUUUGGCUCAUUGC
Molecule: messenger RNA, 1289 nt
Organism: Neodiprion virginianus
Lineage: Eukaryota; Metazoa; Arthropoda; Insecta; Hymenoptera; Diprionidae
Product: putative fatty acyl-CoA reductase CG5065
Exons: 4
Coding region: 1-1191 (396 amino acids)
Biological process (GO): long-chain fatty-acyl-CoA metabolic process
Cellular component (GO): peroxisome
Molecular function (GO): alcohol-forming very long-chain fatty acyl-CoA reductase (NADP+) activity
Source: RefSeq, a predicted model, not a curated record